GCUCCGCUUCUGGACAGUCCAGUAAGCGUUAGUGUGGAUGCUGUCCCGAUGCCGAUUAGUUGAUAACGCCCUGAUUACAAUAUUUUAAUGAUAUAGGCUGGCAUAAAGGAAACGGUCGCGGAAAAAGUGGUUUUGAAUCAUUCCGGUUACCUGACAACAGGGUACUGAAGAAAUCACAGGAGUUUACUGGAGGGAAAACGCUUUCACCAACGAAAUAAUAGCACUUUAUCAAGGAUACACCUCGUUCUUUCGAAUAUGGAUAUAAUUUAGCAGGGUUUUGACUUGACUUUUCUUUUUACUUCACAAGAGAUUUGGUUGAAAGAGUCGGCCGCUAUAGUUGUUUCUCUUCUAACGGACGUGUGUGCGCUCAGAAGUAGAGACGGAUCAGAUGAAUGUUUAGAAGGAACCCAUCAGAAUGAACACCAAGGCCAAGGGUUUGGGGCGAUCUGUGUCGAGUCCGCUGAACGGUGAGGGUCAGUGGAGUCGAGGGGUCCUUUUGCUGACGUACAUCCUCCUGGAACUGAUCACUGUCCAUUCCUCAACCGUCCUGGGGACCCUAGAGCUCCAGCUAGAUGAGGAACAGCCUGCUGGGACCAUCGUAGGGGACAUUAGUGCUGGGUUACCUCCAGGCGUCACUGCAAGUCUCUAUUUCAUAUCAGACCAUGAGGGCACAGGGGUUGGGAGUGACCUGGAUAUAGAUGAGAGCACGGGCAUCAUCAAGACAGCCAAGGUGCUGGACUGUGAGCUGAGGGACCGCUACAACUUCAUUGCAGUUACAAUGACAGGUGUGACAGUUGAAGUGACCAUCAUAGUAAACGACAUCAAUGACCAUGCUCCCACCUUCUCCCGGAGCAGGGCUGCAUUCAAGAUACCGGAGAUGACUGCGGUGGGAACUAGGUUCCCCCUUGAGCCUGCUGUGGACGAGGACAAGGGCCAGCUGACUACCCAGGGAUACCUCAUCAAAGACGGGAACCUCGGCCAGGCUUUCCUAUUGGAGACCCGGAGAGGAUCCAACCAAGUCCUGUAUCUGGACUUGGUGGUCAACGCUGUUCUAGACACUGAGACCAGAUCUUCCUAUACAUUGACCCUUGAGGCAUUUGAUGGAGGUUCACCGAAGAAGACCGGUCAAAUGGUGGUAGAUGUGACUAUUCAGGACAUAAAUGACAACGCUCCAGUCUUCAACCAGAGUCGCUACCACGCCAUCAUCUCAGAGAAUCUACAGCAGGGUAGCAACAUCCUCCAGGUCUUUGCAUCCGACACCGACCAGGGAGACAAUGGACUGGUUCUGUACGAGAUCAACCGCAGGCAGAGCGACCCUGAAAGCUACUUCAUCAUUGACUCUCAUACAGGCAUUAUUACUCUCAACAAGCCGCUGGAUUUUGAGAUGCGGAGGGUCCACGAGCUUGUGGUACAGGCAAGGGAUAAUGCCACUCAGCCUGAGGUAACCAAUGCCUUUGUCACAAUUCAUGUCCGCGAUUACAAUGACAACCAGCCCACCAUGACUAUCAUCUUCCUUAGCGAAGAUGGCUCCCCACGGAUCUCCGAGGGCGCCCAGCCUGGCCAGUAUGUCGCCCGCAUCUCAGUAACUGACCCGGAUUAUGGAGAGUAUGCCAAUGUUAAUGUCUCCUUAGAAGGAGGAGACGGCAAGUUCGCGUUAACCACCAAGGAUAACAUCAUCUACCUGAUUUGUGUGGACAAGAUCCUAGACAGAGAAGAAAGAGACACAUACGAACUAAGAGUGAUGGCUACAGAUGCAGGCACCCCUCCUCUAAGGGCAGAAUCCUCCUUCACGAUACAAGUCAUUGACGAGAAUGACAAUCCUCCCCUGUUCGACCAGCUGGAAUACAAACAAGUCAUACCCGAAGUGGUGUUCCCAGGGAGCUUUGUGUUGCAGGUCACAGCCAGAGACAAAGACCAGGGGCCUAACGGAGACAUCACAUACAGCCUCCUCUUUGAUGGCCAGGCCGGGAAAGAGGAAAAUCAGGCCCAGUGGUUCACAAUAGACCCAGUAACAGGGAUCAUCACCACGCUCUCCCAACUGGAUUACGAAUUGCACCCCAGGGCGAGUGUUACGGUGGUGGCUACAGAUGGAGGGAGACCUCCCCUGUCCUCCACAGCUCUGGUCCAUGUGGUACUGCAGGAUAUUAAUGACAAUGAACCUGUGUUCGGGAGCAACUUCUACAACGUGUCUAUCAAGGAGAACACACCUGCUGGGACUUGCAUCUUGCAGGUGACAGCGACAGAUGCGGACGGUGGCUCAUUUGGCUCUAUCAGCUACUCUUUGGGCUCAGGCAUCAACAGCGCUGUCCCCUCCCAGUUCUCUAUAGGGAAGGAGACAGGACAGAUCUGUACCAACACGGCUUUGGACAGGGACCAGGGACCAACCAUCUAUGACUUUACUGUCACCGCCGUGGACGGAGGUGGUCUCAACUCUGUGGCCUACGUCCGGGUUGACCUUUUGGACAUCAAUGACAACAGACCUGUGUUCUACCCUGUGAGCUACGCCGUCAGCCUCAGCUCUCAGAGCGCACCUGGCACCUCCGUCGUCAAGGUUACAGCAUUUGAUUCUGACGCAGGGGAGAAUGGGAGGGUGACAUACCGAACUGUCCCUGGGGGCAACUCCCCCUUCUUUACCCUCAACAAAGACACAGGUGUGAUCUCCCUGUCCAGGUCACUGCAUGGCCAGGCCAACACUGUGAUUCCAAUGGUGGUGUCAGCCCGCGAUGGAGGGGGACUGGCAGCGCUGGUCAACGCCCAGGUUAAUAUCAGCGUGGUGGCAGGCCUGGUGGCGCCCCCUGUAUUCAAACACAGUCAGUACAGCUUCACUGUGUCUGAGGAUGCACUUCGAGGGACUGAAGUGGGAGUUGUGCAGGCCACCAGUAAGAACGCCGGCCCUAGUAAGGGUAUCCUUUACACCAUCUCCUCUGGAGACCCUGCUGGCUACUUCACUGUGGACCCAGAGAGCGGAGCCUUGCGGACCAGCCUUCCUCUAGACCAUGAGACCCAGCCCUCUCUGACUCUGGAGCUCCAGGCCCGUAGCGGCAGCCCCCCUGCCUUUGGUCAGACCCGAGUUCACAUCACCAUCCAGGAUGUGAAUGACAACGCUCCUGUCUUCCUGCCGUCCUCUUCUGAGUCCCUCCUCCUCCUGGAACACACUGGGAUGGGGACCGUGGUCUACCGUGUCCAGGCACAGGACCAGGACUCCGGCCUGAACGGACAGAUUACCUUUGACCUUUCCUCCGCCGCCACCUCCGCUGGAGGUCAAAGGACCUUCUCCAUGGAGCGCAGCACGGGGGAGAUCCGGUUGGUGGGAGGCCUUUCGUACGAUGUCACGCCACGCUACGACCUGACGGUGACUGCUAAAGAUGGUGGUGCACCCCAACUGAGCUCCACGAUGAUGCUGGUGGUGCAUGUGCAAGCGGAGAACGACCACGGGCCCGUGUUCGACACGCUGACCUACCACGUGGAGCUGAGGGAAAACACGCCGCUCAGCACACGCUUCCUACAGGUGAGAGCUCUGAGCCGGGACUCCACCAGCCUGGGCUUCCCCUCUCCACUGGCGUACCACCUCAGGCCUGAUGGCGACGCGGCAGGGUUUGGCGUAGCAGCCGACAGCGGCUGGUUGUUUGUGAAGAGCGCCCUGGAUAGAGAGGUGAAAGACAUGUACCUGUUGACCAUCCUGGCCACCACGGGUCAAGGGCAAAUGAAGAAGACGGGCAGUGCCACAGUGAGGGUGUCCGUGACCGACGAGAACGACAACUCGCCCCGUUUGACUCAGGAGAGGGUUUUCCUGGCUGUGAGGGAGAACCUCCCGGCUGGGUCUGGGUUCGGAAGGGUCUUGGCCUCGGAUCGUGACACGGGGCUCAACGGGAGACUGACUUACAGACUGCUACACCCAGACAGACACUUCCAGAUCAACUCACACACAGGUGAGAUCAGUACCCGUGUGGGUCUGGACAGGGAGCAGCAGGGAGGUUAUCAGGUGGUGAUGGUGGUUCAGGACGGAGGUACCCCACCGCGCAGCGCCACGGGGACUGCCUUCAUCACCGUCCUGGAUGAGAACGACAACACUCCUUCCUUCACACACUGCCAGCCUGGCAGAAGACUCACCAUGCAGGUGAUGGAGGGCCAGGUGUCUGGUUUCUUGAUCGGGACAGUACAGGCCAAGGACCCUGACGAGGGGGAAAAUGGAACAAUACACUUCUCCAUGUCAGGUCCCAGAGUGGAACGUUUCUCUCUGAAUCCCACCACAGGGGAACUGCGCUCUUCUUCUCCUUUGAGUCGCUCUGAUAGAGCAGAGUACAGCCUCACUGUGACAGCUACGGACCGGGGACAGCCUUCUCACAGCGCUGCCUGUGUCUUAGACAUACAGGUCCUGAGUGCAAGUAAAGCUCCUUCCAAAGAAAGCUCCCUCUUCCUAUCUUUCAACUCGAUGGAGGAGGCCAAACCGGGCUCUGUGAUUGGCUCUGUGAGGUCUCAUGAUGGUUUCAAGCUCCCCGACGUUGGUCAGGUGACCUACACGGUGGUGAAGUCGGACCGAGAUGGAACAUUCAUGGUGGACCGUCAGACAGGUGAUGUGUACCUGACGAGGGAGCUGGACUAUGAACGUUCAGCCCGCUACACGCUACAGAUAGAGGUGGAUGACUUCUCCACCCCGUUACCCAGCAGCCACCUGGUGCAGCUGGACAUCAAGGUGGAGGACAGCAACGACCACACGCCCCGCUUCCCGCAGGAUCCAGUCACCAUGGUGAUUCCUGAGAACUUGGAGCCUGGGACCUCCUUUUACACUUUCCAGGCAUUAGACCUGGACGGUUCGGGACCCAACAGCCUAUUGACGUACUCCAUCCUGCGCCAGUACCCUGACCUCCCCGACCUCUUGAACCUUGACGCUUCCACUGGCGUCCUGACCCUGGCGCAGGAACUGGACCACGAGGUCACUUCCUCCCUCAUCUUGGUUGUCCAGGCGACAGACUGUGCCCUGAACGCCAGCCAGCGGCGCUGGGGCACGGUAACGGCCAGGGUGUUUGUGACUGAUGAGAAUGACAAUGCUCCGGUGUUUAGCUCACCCUCUGCUGUCAGUGUCAUGGAGGACCAGCCAGUAGGCUUCGUAGUUCUCUACGUCGUGGCUCAAGACGCUGACCAGGGCGAGAACAGACAGGUCAGCUAUCGCAUUGAGACUGGCAACGCUGGAGGGAUGUUCAGCCUCAAUCCUAACACUGGUUCCCUCUCCAUUGUGAAGCCCAUCGACAGGGAGGAGCAAGACCUGUUCAACCUGACCAUCGUAGCGCAGGACCACGGGGUUCCAGCGCUCUCAUCCAGCCAACUGCUGUCUGUCCAGGUCAUCGAUGUGAACGACGAGAGUCCCUGGUUCCAUGAGAACCAGUACCAAGCUCAGAUAACAGAGAACCAACCUGCAGGAACCACUGUUCUGGUGGUGUCGGCUUCAGACCUCGACCAAGGGACCAACGGUCAGGUGACAUAUGGAGGCCUCUCUGAGGAGGGCUUCAGCAUCCACCCAGUCACAGGUGUCAUAACCACCACUAAAACCCUUGACCGAGAAACACAGGGACAAUACUCACUGACAGUGUAUGCCAGGGACGGUGGCAUGCCCCCUAACUUUGCUCGGGCUUCAGUGAGGAUCCAGGUGUUGGAUGAGAACGACAACGCCCCAGUGUUCAGCAGAUUGUACCACAGCCUGGAGGUCCCUGAGAACAUGCAGCCUGUUGAGCUGUUCACCCUCAGAGCUACUGACCUGGAUGCUCUGGACAGCGGAGAUAUUACCUACAAGAUCACAGGAGGUGACCCGUCAGGUGACUUCCGUUUGGACAGGAAGUCGGGUGUUCUCUCCACCUCCUGGCCACUGGACAGGGAGCGCAGGGAUAGGUACAGCCUGACAGUGACAGCCCUCGAUGGGGGAUCUCCACCACUGAGCAGCACGGCCAUAGUGGAGGUAACUCUCCUGGAUGUCAACGACCACAGCCCCAGGUUCACCAGCUCCAGCUACACCACUGAACUGAGUGAGGACCUUCCUAUUGGCUCUCUGGUGCUGCAGGUCACAGCUACCGACCUGGACGAAGGCUCUAACAGCCAGGUGCUGUACUUCCUGACGCGUGGCUCCCAGGGCAUGUUCAUGGUCGACCAGCACACCGGACGUGUCAUCACGGCCGCUCCACUCGACCGCGAACGAACGUCGUCCUACACUUUUGAUAUCUGUGCCACAGACUCCUCCCCAGCUGACCCUCGCAACGCCACCGCCACGGUCUCUGUGCAUGUUCAGGACGUGAAUGACAAUGCGCCGUUCUUCAUCCAGGACCCCCUGAUCAUCAACAUCUCAGCCUCCAGCAUCUCCUCCCACCGCGUCCUGGCUACUAUGCGGGCUGAGGACCGGGACUUUGGGGCCAACGGCUCGGUUUUCUAUCGUUUUGCCAGUCCUGUGCAGGGCUUCACCAUUAACUCUCUCACUGGCGAGAUACAGGCUACAGAGAAGCUGCAGGGUCUGACCCAGGGCCAGAGGACUGUGAUUGUAGAGGCAAUGGACCAGGGCAGCCCAGCCCAAUCCUCUCUAGGGGUGGUGGUCAUCUACAUCAAAGAACAAACCUACAGGGGGAUCCGCUUCUCACGCCAUGCACGAGACGUUAGUCUGCAAGAGAAUGCUGCUAAAGGUACAGCCGUGGUCCAAACUCAGGCCCAGUAUCCUGAUGGAUCCCGUAAUGGGAUCAGUUACAGCAUCUUCAGCGGUAACAUCCUAAACUCCUUUGGAAUCAGCUCUUCCACCGGUGAGAUCUGGGUGCAAAGCUCUCUGGGGCUGGACUAUGAGGAGACCCCAAGACUCCGCCUAGUGGUAAAAGCUGAGACUGCAUCCUCUAGCUCCUUCAUGGCUGUCAACCUGAUCCUGCAAGACAUCAAUGACAACCUGCCACGCUUCCAGCUGCACAACUAUGUAGCCUACAUACGUGAGGCACAGGGAUAUCACUUCCCUAUCAUACAGGUUGUGGCAGAUGACCUGGACCAGGGCCAGAACGGUCAGGUGACCUACAGCCUGAGGUCAUCGUCUCUGAGUGGCUAUUUCAAGAUUGACCCGCUAACAGGAAGCAUCACUACAGCUGCUAUUAUGGACAGAGAGAUCUGGACACAAACCAAGCUGGUUGUUACAGCGACAGACCGGGGCACGCCGCGAUUGGCCGGCUCUGCAACCCUGACAGUGAUCAUUGUGGACCUCAACGAUAACAGUCCUGCAAUACCCAUGCCCCGUGAGAUCACAGUAUCAGAGAACACUCUCGUUGGUUCAGUGAUCACCCAGGUGACAGGAAAUGAUGUGGAUUCAGGGCCGGCCCUUUCCUAUACCCUCCACCUGGACCCGUCGUCCCAGGGCAUGUUUGGGAUCCACCGCUACGGGGGUGGAGUGUCCUUAACUGGACCUCUGGAUUACGAGGAGAGGACCUGGUACACUCUGACCGUCAGAGCAACAGACUCGCAACACCAGACCGAAGCCAACCUCACCAUACUGGUGGAGGACGUUAAUGACAACGCGCCUACAUUCACACAGGACCUUUACCAGGUUACCCUGGCUGAGCAUUCCCCAGCUGGUAGUGUAGUGGUCACAGUGACAGCCACGGACCGUGACUCUGGAGAGAAUGGCCACAUCACCUACAGAGUUACGUCGUCCACCCGGGACAUCUUCUACAUCGACCCCAGCAACGGUACUCUGUUCCUCACCCAGACGGCAGAGUUUGACUCUGAGAACCCUUCUAUCCUGGUGACCAUAGAGGCAAGAGACAUGGGAACACCAGCCCUAUCCACGAUCGCUACUGUUCAGGUUCAGGUGACUGACGUGAAUGACAACACGCCAGUCUUCCACCAAUCCGAGUACAGGGCCACAGUGCCGGAGGACCGCCUCCCGGGUGCCACAAUCUUGACCCUGGAGGCGGCAGACGGUGAUGCGUCGCGAGACAACUGUGGCUUCGACUUUGCCAUCGCUAGCGGCAACACAGGCAACGCCUUCCAGAUUGAGAGCAGCGUGCGCUUUCUGGAGGGACAAGGUUUCCAGACAGUGGGUAGUCUGGUGUUGGCCGGCGAGGGUCUGGACUUUGAGACAGUAUCCAGUUACAACCUCACAGUUGUCGUGUCGGACCGCGGUGUUCCACAAAGGAGCUCAGCUGUCUGCGUGCUGAUUAGUGUAACCGACACUAACGACAACCCUCCAGCAUUCAGCAGGGCAGAAUACAGCGUGGUGCUGAAUGAAGGAGCAGCAGCAGAAACAGAGGUCGUCAGUCUGUCCGCAACAGACCCAGACUCCUCAGCUGCAGGAGAAGUGCAGUACCUGAUAACCUCUGGGGAUGAAACGGGCCUGUUCAAGGUGGACCAGUGGACCGGAGCUCUCACGCUGCAGAGACCGCUAGACAACAAUAGACAGGAAUCCCUUGUGAUCGUCAUGCAGGCGUCAGAUGGUCAGGGUCACUACGCACUGGCUCCAGUCACUGUGGAGGUGAAGGGCAUGAACAAAUACAGACCAUACUUCCCACUGCCUGUCCUCACCGCUAGCAUCAGAGAGAACCAGCCUCACAACUCCCUGGUUACCAUACUGCACGCCAUAGACCAUGACUCUGGAGCCUUUAAACAACUCAGGUACUACAUGCUGGACCAGACCGGACAAGGGAAAGACUCUUUCCUGGUUAACCAGACAUCAGGCGAGGUCCGGACUCGCUCUGCCUUUGACUUUGAGAAAAUAAACGUGUUUAACUUCGUGGCCCUGGCCAUGGACGCUGGGAACUUCUCGGCCACGGUGACCGUCCAGGUGUACGUGACGGGGGAGGAUGAAUAUGACCCAGUAUUCACCGACUCAGAGUUCUCCUUCCUGAUUCCAGAGGGGGCAAAGAAGGGUCAGAGCAUUGGUCAGGUGACGGCCAGAGACGAGGACGAGGGAGUGGAUGGGAUCGUGCUGUACUCCCUGGCUGAACCCUCACCUUACUUCCAAGUCAACGCCUCGACUGGUGUGGUCUCACUGAAGAUGGACAGCCAUGUUAGACACCUGAGCAGGUCCAAGAGGGAGGUCCGUGUGAUGACCCUUGACCUGACGGCCCACAGCCCCCUAGAGAGGUCCCGUGUGGCCACUGCGCGCCUCACAGUCGAUGUGACCCACACCUCUUUCGGAUUGGUAUCAGACAGGAACCUGCUGCUGGUCAGUGUGAUCGCUGUGUCCCUUGGAGCCAUUGUCAUCCUCAUCUUCAUGGCCCUGGCUCUGUUCUGCGUGAGGCAGAGGAGGAAGAGGAUGGAGCAGCAGAGUCGCUGCAGAGCUCAACCCUCUCCCAGCCACGGGACCAUGCUGCACAAAUUAGAGGAGACUAAAGUCACCGGAACCCACCGGAACGACCGCAUCUACCACCAGACCUUGCCAGGGUACACUGCUGACCAGACAGGGAGCAGUGGGGGCGGGCCUUACCCCCGGGGGGGCUCCCUAGACCCCUCCCACUCUAGCGGGCGUGGCUCUGCCGAUGCAGAGGCAGCAGAGGACGACGAAAUCCGGAUGAUCAACGAGUAUCCCCGCGUGUCGUCCAUCUCCUCAUCCAUGCAGGAGCACAUUUCGGCGCGCGGCCCAGACUCCGGCAUCCAGCAGGAUGCCGACCAGCUGUCUGACAUCUCUGGUGAGCCCAACAUGGACGCCAACCACUGGUUCAAGGCCAAGAAGCUGGCAAGUCUCAGCGGGACACUGCUGGCCGGCCAUGUGCCUGUCUAUCGGGAGGAUGGCGGAGGGUAUCUGGGGGUGGGUAGGGGGCUGAACAUCUCCCACCCUAAAGACUAUGCCUUCCCAGAAGAUGGUAAACCCGCUGUGGAUGGCUCCCUCACAGCCAUCGUGGCCAGUGACGAGGAGCUAAGAGGGAGUUAUAACUGGGACUAUCUGCUGAACUGGUGCCCCCAGUUCCAACCGUUGGCCAACGUCUUCACGGAGAUAGCCAGGUUAAAGGAUGAGACGGCCCCUCCAAACCCUCGUAGACCGUUCCAGCAGAAAGCCAAGGUGGACCCCAAACCCCCUCGCAUAGACCCGCCGCCCCUCAUCACCUCCGUAGCCCACCCUGGGGCUAAGACAGUCCCGGUGAAGCCUGCUCCCGUUAAGCCCUCCAUGGGGAGGUCCUCCUUCCCCCACCUGUCCUCCCUACGGAGAUCUCCCAUCAAUCACGAGGGCUCCCUCUCCUCUGUAGCCAUGUCCCCCAGCUUCUCCCCCUCCCUGUCACCCCUAGCUGCCCGCUCCCCCGCCAUCACCCCCUUCGGAGUCACGCAGGGCCCCUCAGCAUCUAUGAUUAGCACCACUGAACACAGCUUGGAGCACAGCGAAGAGGUGGAGAUGAGGAUAUAAACUGUUGAAGCUGAGGAUGUGACCUCUAUAAACUCUAGACUCAGAACACUGAUUCAGACAUGAGAAUCUGCAGACUCAGAAUUGAGAAAAGGACUGUUCCAGACAAACUUUACUGGAGGUAUUGAAUGAACUAAUAAGUACUGACCCUCCAAAGACACAGAGUUUUGUCUCAGUUGACUGAGACUAAUGCUGUACUAUUCUACAUUACCUAGCUCCCAUUCCCCCUUUGUCAAAUGUUGGUGCGACAGAAGUGGUUGGUACAAAAUCAACUAACUGGACUCAAGGAAUUAGAAUGAAAAAUUAGGCCAGAUUUUUUAUUGUAGGUAUAUCAUGAAGACUCCUACAAACCAGUAAAUUUCAUGACCUAAUAUCAAACUAAACUACCCAAGAUUUGCACAUUCUAACGGGGAGCCAUAAUGUCAAUAUUUUGUACAAGAUACCUUUUUCUGUCUAUAUUUUUAUACUGACUUUGGUUUCUGACUAGAAAUGGCAUUAGUUUUGUGCCAGAAGGCUGUUAUAGCCUUUCCAUAUGUGUAUAUUUGUAUCUAUUUGACAGUAUGUUUGAACUGUCCAACGAUUCUGUUAUUUACUUAACCCUUAAUGUGUUCUUGGAACAAAACAAAGCUCUUUAUUUCUGUAUGUGUGAUUGAUUGGGGGUUUACGGUAAUAUCUUGUAAAUAUGUAUAAUAGAGGAGCUAAAAAAGAGCUUGCCUUGCGGGAAGAACAUGAUACCACUUUCAAUACAGUCUACAAUAAAAAAAAUGGAUUCCUCUUGUGCUAAUUCAGUGUGCUAUGGUCGUCUCAACCAGAGCCACGCAUGACCUUGUGGUCAAGGUAGUUGACUACCGUGGGAAUAGGGUGCCAUUUGGUGCUUGGCCGUAGUGGUUAAGUCCAGUAUUAAAGGAUGAGCCUGACAUAUUGUCAUGUCAUCUUGGUCCUCUACACAGCCGUCUCUGUAUUUCUUUCCUCUCCACCAUCUAACAUGUGUGAACUUGACAUCUAAUUUAUAAUGUCCUUCCUUUUUGGUGUCCAUACUAGAUCUCUAGUCACAAUGAGCCUUACAGGUCUAGUUGGUAUUCACUGUAACCACAGACAAGGGCAGAACCACUCAGACAGACAGACAGACAUACAGACAGGGGUGAUCUUUGAGGGCAGCUAAUAUACUAACAAGCUAGCAAUAGGUAAAAUCAUGAUAUGUAAUUACAGUAGGUCAAGUAGGACUAGGAUGUUGAAACCCCAUUUCAUGUCAUUCAGCAGAAAGUUGCAGCUGCCAGUUAAAAAUACAAAUGAACAUAAACAAAUGGCCAGCAUUCCAUGGGAUGGAAGACUGCUGAGUUGUAAACAAAACAGCUGACAUAGGUUUGACUAGAGAGUGUGUGGGUGUAACUGCAUACAGUUUGAGGAUGUGGGCUGUGUGUGUACAUCUGACAGACUUUACCUCACUAAGCUCAUUUCAGUAUUGAUGGGAUUCUUACCAGCAUCUUGGACGCAGAAAGCUCGUUGCAACAUAUAUUUGAAUCACUUCUUUGCAGGGGAUGUUAUGUUGCACAAAGCCAGAUGAAUCUCGGAAAUACUGCUUUUCAAAUCACAUGACGAACUGAAACCAGAACACUCAUCCAAACAUUUUAUGAGUUUUUGUCUCGUCUCCUCUGAGCUACAGUAUUGUAGUUCAACUCCUGGAGUUAGGUAUACCUAGCUACAUACUACUGUCUGAUGAAGAUAACUCGAUGAAAGCUGGUGCUAUUUCUCCACAGUGAUGAUUGACUAAGACAGAGGUUUCCAAACAGUUUUUUGUUUUCACUAAUCAGUUCCUCUCUAAAUUCUAUAAUGGUUGAACUAUCCUUAAAGAACAUGGCAGGUUAAAAUCUUGAACUUCCUAUUUUUCAAUGCAACCCCAAUGGAUAUCAUAUUUGUCCCUUUUACUAGCAGGAAGGCAAGGC
Esox lucius (northern pike) is the source of this 12291-nucleotide messenger RNA. RefSeq names its product dachsous cadherin-related 1a (gene dchs1a). Gene Ontology annotation, biological process: homophilic cell-cell adhesion. Lineage: Eukaryota; Metazoa; Chordata; Actinopteri; Esociformes; Esocidae. Gene Ontology annotation, cellular component: plasma membrane. The record is from RefSeq and is a predicted model, not a curated record. Gene Ontology annotation, molecular function: calcium ion binding. The transcript has 28 exons. The coding region runs from base 416 to 10351 and encodes 3311 amino acids.